Molecule: messenger RNA, 2230 nt
Organism: Engraulis encrasicolus (European anchovy)
Lineage: Eukaryota; Metazoa; Chordata; Actinopteri; Clupeiformes; Engraulidae
Gene: pus3
Product: pseudouridylate synthase 3
Exons: 6
Coding region: 243-1712 (489 amino acids)
Biological process (GO): mRNA pseudouridine synthesis; tRNA pseudouridine synthesis
Cellular component (GO): nucleus; cytoplasm
Molecular function (GO): RNA binding; pseudouridine synthase activity
Source: RefSeq, a predicted model, not a curated record
UCGAAUCCAUUAGAUUGUAACGAAGAAGAAUCUUUCCUUCUUCGACCAGCGUGGAAGUCAUCCUAGGUAGUUUUGGUAGUUGUUUACCAUUUGCUAGAGAUUAAAUUAAAUUAUUUAAAACAGCGAGUUAGCACACUGUAGUGUCAGAAAUGUGUUAGUCGUGUAGUUGCCGUUUGUUACCACAUAGAACGUGUAAAUAGUGCGUGUGCGUUGUAGCUCUAGCUGCAAAGCUAGCUAGUCUGAUGUCAUUGCAGUUGAGGACUUUUCUCCAAGGCAUCAAUACCAGGACCAAAACAUUUUCAACAUUUGUCGCUUGUCGUGCCAGCAUAAUGUCACAGGACUUAGAGGUUAGAGUCAAAGAGCUGGAGAGCGAGGUAGAGCGAUUGAAAUCUGAGUUGAUGAAAAGAGACGCCACUGAUGCAGCAGUCAGAGUUGAGUUGAAUGGAGGUGAACUCAACGCCACAGCUGACCGAGGGGCGAAUGGUGGAAAUGGUACGAAAAAAGGCAAGAAACGCGGACAGGAUCGUCCCCUUGACUUCAGUGCUUAUCCUCGCCGACACGUCGCUUUGAAGCUUGCUUAUUUGGGUUGGGAUUAUCAGGGGUAUGCGGUUCAGGACAACACAGACAACACCGUAGAGGCAAGGCUAUUUGAAGCCUUCCUGAAGACCAAACUCAUCCAAGACCGCCAGAGCUCCAACUAUCACCGCUGUGGCCGGACCGAUAAAGGAGUCAGCGCUUUCUCACAGGUGGUUUCCAUAGACCUGCGUUCAAACCAGUUUGGGGGUGGCCUGGGAGUGAUCGCUCCCUCCACUGACAGUGUCGGCUGUGAGGAGGAGAAGAAGAAGAGGAAGGAGGAGAUGCCAUACACCAAGAUGCUGAACCGGGUUCUGCCCCAGGACAUCCGGGUCCUGGACUGGGCACCGGUGGAGACAGGCUUCAGCGCCCGCUUCGACUGCCGGUCCAGAACCUACCGCUACUACUUCCCCCGCGGGUCCCUGGACGUGGCUCUGAUGGCCGAGGCUGCCAAACGGUACGAGGGCACCUACGACUUCAGAAACCUGUGCAAGAUGGACGUUGGUAAUGGAGUACUGCAGUUCAAUAGGACCAUCCUCUCAGCCUCCGUCUCCCUCCUCCAGCCCCACCCAGCGGACCCCGUCGACCCCUACGACCUCUGUGUGUUUGAGGUGAAAGGGCUCGCCUUUCUCUACCACCAGGUGCGCUGCAUGAUGGCUGUGCUGCUUCUGAUUGGCCAGAAGCUGGAAAGUCCUGUCAUCAUCAACCAGCUGCUGGAUGUGGAGAAGAACCCCAGGAAGCCCCAGUACAGCAUGGCUCUGGAUUACCCUCUGGUUCUUCACGACUGCCACUUCGAGGGCCUGAGCUGGCAGAGGGAGCCCGAGGAGGUGCGCUUCACCCUCAACACCAUGCACCAGCAGUGGACAAACAACGUCAUCAAGACCCAGGUGCUGCGAGGCAUGAUCCAGGGCCUGGAGCUCUCAGGUGAGACAGAGGCCCCCAUCCCUCUCCAGUGCUGGCUGCUGGAGGGCACCAGGCAGCGGAACUACCGCCCCCUGCUGGAGCGGCCGCGCUGCGAGAGCCUGGAGUCCCGAAUCGACCACUUUGUCAAGCGGGGCCGGCUGGAGCGAGAGGAGGGCGAGAACGGAGAGGAGGCACUUCGCCGCGGCAAGAGGCCGAAACAUGCCGACCCACAAUGAUCAGACGUUGGAUAUUGAGCAUUUUCGACUGAAUUUGUUUCGAGAACACCAGAUGUUCUGUUUGGAAUUGGUAAUCGAAAACAUCCACUGGUCAGGGAAGCCGACAAGGUUGCGGGGCGGGCUUUCAGGCGACUGGCCCCAUCAAAGCUGUCAGCAGCCCUACCACUGGAUACCAUGUGCUGCUGUGAUGUCAAGUGGAGCUUUCUCAUUGUCACUUUGUGUCCUGGUUGCAAAUUGACAGUUGAGAUGUUUCCAAACUGUUUAACGGAAUAGAAUGAAACCUUCGUGUCUAUGGUGACGACACACUGGACGUGUAUCACGCACCAGAAGAAAGGCCAAACUGCCUAUUGACUUUGAAAUAUCCGGCUCUCACUCACUACGUUGUGCAUGUAGGACAUAUUUCAUAACCUAAGACACAACCUACUGUGUAGUCUGUGUACUCACCCCGAAGAAAAGCCAAAUUGCUCAUGAAUUACACAUUGCUCUGUGUGCUUCAGAUGUUAAAGGUAGAGGAUGUA